AUGUUGGUGCAUAUAUUUGGUGCGGCUUCAUCUCCAAGCUGUUCCAAUUAUGCUCUGAGGAAAACCGUUGAUGACCAUAAGGAUGGAUUUGCUGAAGCAGCCAGCACAAUACAGUCCAAUUUCUACGUAGACGAUUGCCUUAAGUCUGUAGCAUCAACUGAGAAAGCCAUUGCCUUAGCUGACGACCUGCGUACCAUUUGUGAUAAAGGAGGGUUCAAGCUGACAGCUUGGAUUUCGAACGAUAGGGAAGUGAUGGCUACAAUCCCUAAGGAGCUUUGGGCUAAAGGUGUCAAGGACUUAGAUAUCAAACAGAACAGCCUGCCGGUGGAACGUGCCUUGGGAGUUCAAUGGUGCGUGGAGUCUGACACUUUUAGGUUCAGAAUUCAACUUACUGAAAAACCUCCAACAAGUCGUGGGAUUUUAUCAACCGUAUACUCAGUCUACGAUCCAUUGGGGUUUCUUUCCCCAUUCAUACUCAAAGCAAAGGCUAUUUUGCAGGAACUCUGUAAGCUGAAGCUUGGCUGGGAUGACAAUGUACCAGAGCCUUACCUUGGUCAGUGGAGAGAUUGGUUACAAGAUUUGCCCAAGCUGUCAGGGUUCAGCGCAGAUCGUUGUGUGAAACCUCAGGGUUUUGGAGAGAUAGCCUCCGCCGCUUUACACCAUUUUAGUGAUGCUUCAGAAACGGGCUAUGGUGUCGCCUCUUACCUACGUGCGGUGAAUGCAGAAGGACUUGUACAUUGCUGCUUGUUCCAGUCUAAGUCACGUGUGGCACCUCUCAAGCAGGUCUCAAUAGUGAGGCUUGAGCUAACUGCGGCCACUGUUGCUGUGCGCUUGAACACUAUGUUGAGGCGAGAGUUGGAGAUCAGUGUUGAGCAAUCAUACUUUUGGACUGACAGCAUGACUGUCGUAAAGUACGUAGUCAAUGAAACAUCGCGCUUUCAAACUUUUGUCGCCAACAGGCUACAAGUAAUUCAGGAAGGUUCCAAGGCUGAGCAGUGGCGGCACGUGCCUGGCAGUCUCAAUCCUGCUGACGAGGCCUCUCGAGGACAGAGUGGAGAAAGUUUUGUCCGAAACAAGCGAUGGUUGCGAGGUCCUGACUUUCUGAGAGAUUCUGAGGAGAGGUGGCCUGUGUUGCCUCCUCUGUCAUUGCGCCUAGAAACUGAUGACCCGGAAGUGAGAAAAUCCCCAGUAUCCGUCAUGGUUUAG
Molecule: messenger RNA, 1206 nt
Organism: Lineus longissimus
Lineage: Eukaryota; Metazoa; Nemertea; Pilidiophora; Heteronemertea; Lineidae
Exons: 1
Coding region: 1-1206 (401 amino acids)
Source: RefSeq, a predicted model, not a curated record